Centropristis striata (black sea bass) is the source of this 2104-nucleotide messenger RNA. RefSeq names its product N-acetylglucosamine kinase (gene nagk). The transcript has 10 exons. Bases 17 to 1063 code for a protein of 348 amino acids. NCBI's taxonomy places the organism in Eukaryota, Metazoa, Chordata, Actinopteri, Perciformes, Serranidae. Gene Ontology annotation, molecular function: N-acetylglucosamine kinase activity. The record is from RefSeq and is a predicted model, not a curated record.
AAACAGGAAGCAAGACAUGGCAUCAGUGUUCGGCGGCGUAGAGGGUGGGGGGACACACUCCAAGGCGGUGCUGCUGGCAGCAGAUGGAAAGAUCCUGGCAGAGACAGAGGGACCGUCCACCAACCACUGGUUGGUAGGGGUGGACAAAUGUAUUGAAACCAUCAACGACAUGGUCCAGAGAGCCAAGAAGGAGGCAGGGCUGGAUCCAAACACGCCACUAUGCUCACUGGGCAUGUCUUUGAGUGGAGGGGAGCAGAAGGACGCCAUCGACAAACUGAUCGCUGACAUGAAGAAACGGUUCCCCACCCUCAGCCAGCACUACUUCAUCACCACUGAUGCAAUCGGGGCCAUGGCGACCGCCAGCGAUUGUGGAGGUGUAGUGUUGAUAUCAGGGACCGGCUCUAACUGCAAGUUAGUCAAUCCUGACGGCUCACAGAUCGGCUGUGGAGGCUGGGGGCACAUGAUGGGCGAUGAAGGAUCAGCAUUCUGGAUCGCUCAUUUGGCGGUGAAGACAGUGUUUGAUGCCAAAGACAAACUGGUGGCUCCUCCUCAUGACGUUACACAUGUCAGAAAGGCUAUGGAGGAAUACUUCCAGGUGUCAGAUUUGAUGGGCAUGCUGCCGCACCUGUACAGAAACUUCCAGAAAUCCCACUUUGCCGGUUUCUGUAAGAAGCUGGCUGAAGGUGCAGAAGCAGGGGAUGCUCUCUGUCGGUAUGUGUUCACUGAGGCAGGGAGAGUCCUGGCAAAACAUGUAGAAGCAGUCUUAGCUGCAGCACAAGAGCCACUACUGAGUAGUGACCUGGGCCUGCCCAUCCUGUGUGUGGGCUCUGUGUGGAAGAGCUGGGAGCUUCUGAAGCCAGGGUUCACCGAGGCCUUGGAUAAAGUGGCUUCAUCUGACAAGUUCAAGGGUCGCUUCAAUGGAUACAGCCUCCUGUUUUUGCGUCAGUCCUCAGCCCUCGGCGGCGCAAGUCUCGGUGCUCAGAGCAUUGGUGCUGCCUUAACUAUGGAUUACAAAGCAAACGCCAAAGUCUUCUGCCAACACACUUUUAACAGCAGCCAAUGAGAAUGCAGCUGCACAUUCCAUAGAUCCUAGCCAAUCAGGGUUCACCUGGAGAGAAACUGUUGGUCAUUAUGUCCAACUUACUAUAAGUAUGAUGAUUAUAAUGAUUGUGUAAUAACGGCAUGGCACUUGAUUUGGUCUCACAGGUAAAUAAGGGGGUUGGAAAUAUAAAGAAAAAGUACUCUUUUGACAAGUGCACUGACAUUACUUUCAUUGUACUGUAAUUGCAAAUUUUUGCACCUUUACAAUACUUGUUUACAUUUGACAUUUAUAAUAAAAAAGAAAAAAUUAGGUAUGUGAACAAUAUCUGAUUCCCAAGAUAAUUAAGGUUCCAUUUAAACUGUGAUAAUAAUAAAAAAGAAACUGAACGAAAAGCAACACUUUAUUCAUCUCUAGGCUUUCUACACUUGUGUUUUUUAAUUGCAGAUGGUGCUAUUACACCACUUUUCCACCUGUGACAAACACAUCACAGUGUCAGUUUCUUCAAUAGUAAUGUAAAAACUGAAAAUAAAACACUCAUUCAAAUGGAUCCACAUGUACUGAGAUAUUAAUGAUUCUAGAAGACAGCAUUCAUUCACAAUUAUUCCUGUUUUAUACUUUCUUUUUUAUACAUUUGUAAUUUGGGUAGGGCAACAUGGUGCGCAGUGAGUCAAAGGUGCGCCAAUUCCGUGGCCAGGCUCACUUUCUGAUAUCUGAAAGAGGACAUUAUCAUACAUUUUAUGUGGGCACUUUGCAUUCUGUUGCAAUCAUAGCCAAUCACAUUAAUAACUUUCAUCCUUGGCAUGGCUCUUCCCGUCAUGAUGCACUGACAGUCUGGGCACCCUGUGGCGUGCAUACAAAUUGAUAUUCAGCUCUUAUAUACAGUCAGAUUCUGGCAGUUUUUAAAUUGGAUUCCCAUUUUUUUGGACAUGUUGAAGCAGUCAUCAUGUUUGUCAUGCGUAAUUGUGCGUGAUGUUAUCACAGUGAUCCAUACAAUAACCAUCUGCCGUUAAAAACCACAAUGGUGCCAUAUGUACAAUAAAGUAUAAUUAAAAUUGCAGCGUA